Molecule: messenger RNA, 1125 nt
Organism: Frankliniella occidentalis (western flower thrips)
Lineage: Eukaryota; Metazoa; Arthropoda; Insecta; Thysanoptera; Thripidae
Exons: 3
Coding region: 1-1125 (374 amino acids)
Source: RefSeq, a predicted model, not a curated record
AUGAAAGUACGUUUAGCUGCACAAUUGUUAAGUUUAAGUACUUAUGAUGCUUUAAUAUAUUUGUCCAAAAAGCAAGUACCUGGUUUUUCAGGUUGUGAAGCAACAUCUGAAUACAUUAGAGUUGCAGAUAUGGAAAAUUACUACCUGUUGAAAAAACUUUGUGAAGAGGGUAAAAAAUACAUUUUAGGCUUAAUAGUUGCAGCCUAUGAUAGUGAAGAAAAACGGUGGCGUGCCCCUGUGCCCAUUCUUCAGUCACCAUGGUUCACAGGUUUUUUAGGAUUUUUAACAGGAAUUGAUACAGACAGCCCUCUCUUUCUAAGCCAGGACCACCUCGAAACUUUCUUCUGUGCAGUUAGGAGUAGAGGUGGUUGGAACAAUAACCCUAACGUGAAACAGUUCAUGGCUGCGUACAAGAGGCUCCUAGUGCAGGUUCAGUUGGGGGGUAAGAGGAAUGCCAACUGCUGGCCCCUACACAGCACUAGGAUUUUAAAUAUAUCUACAUCAGCUAAGCACAAACAAUUCAAUACUCAUGAUGUAACAGAGGUGGACUGCGAACCAGAUGAUCAGUUAUUAGCUGAUGAUGACCGGCUAAUAGCAGAUCAUGAUCCAUAUGCUCCACUCCAAAGUUUAUCGGCAUUAUCACCUUAUGUUACAGAUGUUGUUGAAUAUAUUGCAGGCUUUGUGAGUAGGUCACUAUCAGAAAGUCUGCACUGUGUUGUGUGCAAUGCUGCUUUAUAUGGAAAUUCAACAAACUCUGACCUCCUCAAAAUAAAGAACAAGGGAGGCUUAGUGUUUGCAUCUCGAGAUGUUGUAUCCAUAUGUAAAUUAACGGAACAAAUUUUUAGGGGCUACACCACCAAAAAAGUUGCAUUGCGCAAAGCAAUCCCUGUAUAUAUUAAUAAAAUUAAGGCACGUAUUACUUCUUCUAUAUUUAGUACAUUAGAUAAGGACCAUGACUACUGUAAUGACGCUUUAGACACCCACAGAUCUCUACUUAUGUCUUCUAUAAUUGACAAAUAUUUAGUAAUAAGAAUUUGUCAUGACAUUAAAAGACUGAAUGAAUCUGUGAUAAAGAAAAAUAUCCGCCACACAAUGACGAAAACAGUAGUAUUCCAGGGGCAAUAA